AUGACGUUAAAACUAACUAGACGUUUUAUUUGUCAAUUAUUUGUACGACGUUUUGCAUCAAAUAAUUCUUCGAUAACACCGAUUGAUCCGAAUAAAGAUUUAACAAUAAAAAAACCAUCAGAAAUAUCGACAAAAAAACGUGCUUUUACAUUAAUUAAUCCACAAACAGUACAUCAAAUAAAACGAAUUGAUGAUGUACCAAUUCAAAAUGAAAUGGAUUUCAUUCGACAUCGACUAACAGAAAAACGAGUUAAGAAUAUUCCAAUCGAAACUGAUAUUCUUAUUAUUGGUGGUGCUAUUAAAGGUUCUGCAAUAGCUUUUUUUCUUAAACAACGUGCACCUGAUCUCAAAGUAACUAUUCUUGAACGUGAUUGGAAUUAUACAACUUCAAGUACCGUCCUUUCUGCUGGUGGUUUACGUCAACAAUUUGCACUUGAAGAAAAUAUACAAAUGUCUAUAUAUGGUGCUGAAUUUUUGAAACAUAUUCGUGAUCAUUUAUCUAUACUUGAUAAUGAUCCAGUACCUGUUUCAUUUCAUCAUAAUGGUUAUUUAUUAUGUGGAAGUGAAAAAAGUGUUAAACUUUUUGAAGAAAAUUAUCAAACACAAACAUCUUUAGGAGCAAAAUUAAAAUUAUUGACACCAAAUAUGUUAAAAAAACAAUUUCCUUGGUUAAAUACAGAUGGUAUUGAAAUUGGUUGUUUUGGUAUUCAAAAUGAAGGUUGGUUAGAUCCAUGGGCUCUCUUAACUGCUUUUCGACAAAAAGCAUUAUCACUUGGUGUUUUAUAUCUUAAUGCGGAACUUGUUGGAUUCGAUAAAGUGAAAAGAGUAUGGGCUGAUGGAACUAUAGAAAAUCAAUUGGAUAAAGCUUUAAUUCUAUCUGCUGAAGAUAAUAGAAUAUAUCCAAUGGAUACAACAUUUGUUAUCAAUGCUGCUGGUCCUUGGGCUGGUGAAGUAGCAAAAAUGGCUGGUAUUGGUGUUAGUGAUCAAUAUCCAGUUGCAUUACCUGUUGAACCAAGGUAA
Messenger RNA from Rotaria sordida, 1020 nucleotides. NCBI's taxonomy places the organism in Eukaryota, Metazoa, Rotifera, Eurotatoria, Philodinida, Philodinidae. The record is from the annotation of a GenBank genome assembly.